AUGGAGAUACCCCAUCGAGGAGCCAGGCCUAUGGGAAGCCUCCCUCAGAUUCAAAUACACGACCCAUCUGAGAUGUAUCGAAAGUCGAACAGGUCCAGCUCGUACAAUUCAGCGUCAUCUCCAAGACCGUCUUCGAUUCCAAUGUCAAUACCGAACACUCGAGAAUUCGUCCCCCCACCGCUUCCCCCACCACGACAUUUGGCGGACAUUGCAGAUGGUGGACACAAUGGGCCUGAUAUUGCAUGGCAAUGGGGCAAUUCGCAUACCGACAGUAGAGAUUGGGGCAAGGCGACGGCAUCUAUUCCACAAGGCUCCAGCUUACAUGGCGGAACCGGUAGUGACAUGGGUAGAAGCAGGAUGCUCGACGAACAAUCGGAUUUCCAACGCCGUGGAAGUUCUAUCUCGACUUUAAAAUCAGAUUCAAGGGAGGGCCAAUAUCAAAGAGAUGAAGGAUAUGAGAGUUUGGGAGCGAGCGUGUGGUCGAAUAAAUCCAGAAACCAAGAAUCCUUACCAAGCUUUCAGAGUUUUCAAAGUUCUGUCCACGAUAAAUACCAGAGUAAUGCUCAAGCAUUUGAUAGAACCCAAAUACAGAAGCUCGAUGCUAGGAGGGGAUCUGACAACACAACACCUCCCAAAGGACACCCAAAACCCAGCUUCAGCUCGUCUGUCAACGACGUAUCCCCAACAUCUCGCGUGCAUGAGCACAGAUAUCCUACUCAAUUGAAACCAUUGUCACUUCCGAUCCUUCCAGGAAGACCGGGGCUUGUCGAAAGCCCGCUGAGUAGAUGGGCCGACACGCCCCUAUCAUCUGCCAUCUCGCCCGGCAAUCCAUACCCAAGAUUCAGCAUGCAGAGCCCGUAUGAUCACAGAUCGCCAAACGAUGCGGAUUCGGACAGGUCUCCCGUCCCGUACAUAAGGUGUUCAGGAAGCAUUCCUAUCAUGAAUAUCAAUGAUGACGCCUCUUCAGUGACUAGUAGGUCUAGGGAGAGUUAUGAUCAGAGGAUCACUCCGGAACAUGAUGAUUUUCCUAUGGAGGAUACUGGUUUUAGACGACUACAUAUUGACGACUACUCUAACCGCCAUGAAGGAUACUCCCCUGGCGCAACCGUUGGUCAGAAAAGACGUGCUUCCUCUCCACCAGGUGACGAUGGUCACUCUCUGCACACUGUCGGUAGCGCGAGCGAUCUAUACAGACGGAGAGAGUCUGCAUCACGAGCUUCUCCCAGCCCUCGUUUCCACUCGAAUUCUGGUUCAGUGUCAUCAACAGCCUCAGCGCCAAGGAAUAACUCGUAUGCUUCAACACUUUCGGUGACUGCAAGUAGUAUCACGAGCAUGAGCUCUUAUGGACGACUCUCUCCUGGAGGAAUUUCUCCUGGUGGUAUUUCAAAUGCUGGGUCAGACAUGUCAGACUCACCAUAUGUAACCUCGUUGUCAUUGAACCUGAGUCCGCGCGGCUCCUUGUCAAGAACAAAUCAUAAUCGGGCCCUGUCCGAGUCCCGCCCUCUGAUGACCUCUCGGAAACUAUCCGAAAGCCUUGGAACUUCUAAGCACGACAGCCCUCCCAAACUGCAUGGUGUUUACAUGUGCGAAUGUUGCCCAAAGAAACCAAAGAAAUUUGAUUCACAGGAAGAGCUGACUGCACACGAGCAAGAAAAGCAGUACGAAUGUGCAUACUGUCGGAACCGCUUCAAGAAUAAAAAUGAGGCUGAGCGACAUCAAAACUCCCUUCAUCUUAGGCGCCAUUCCUGGUCCUGUGCAGCGUUAUCAGGCUACGCCGCAGCGUUCCAUAAUUCUCCAAAUCGGCCUAACGAAGCUGACACAUGCGGCUAUUGUGGAGAAGAUUUUCCACGGUCAGGAAUCUCGUCUCCCUCGAUAUCAGGACAACCGAUUGCUAUUGCAAAUGACCAGGAUUGGGAAAUUCGGAUCGGCCAUCUUCAGGAAAUGCACAAGUUCGGCGAGUGCAACCACGCCAAAAAGUUCUUCAGAGCAGAUCAUUUCAGGCAGCAUCUGAAGCACAGUCACGCAGGCACUAGCGGUAAAUGGACCAAUAUGCUAGAGAAUGCAUGUAUGAAAGACGAGCCACUUCCGGAGCCGAUCCGAGGUCCCGAACGAGUGAGCCCUGCCGGGCCAAGAGUAGGUAGAAUUAGCGAGGAGGAUGAAAUCAUUUGA
Messenger RNA from Cadophora gregata, 2169 nucleotides. RefSeq lists its product as uncharacterized. The transcript has 3 exons. The record is from RefSeq and is a predicted model, not a curated record. Bases 1 to 2169 code for a protein of 722 amino acids. NCBI's taxonomy places the organism in Eukaryota, Fungi, Ascomycota, Leotiomycetes, Helotiales, Ploettnerulaceae.